AUGCCCCGCCUAAACCCGACAACCAAACUCCCGACCCUAUUAACUAAGGGAUUAACGAGAACCCUCACGACCAAGCCCAAAACAGACUGGAACGCCACGCAAUACCUCAAAUUCGAAUCCGAACGCACCCAACCAGCCCUCGACCUCCUCACACACAUCCCCCUCAAAAACCCCACAUCAAUCCUCGACCUCGGCUGCGGGCCCGCAACCUCCACAAACCUGCUAGCAACGCACUAUCCCACGGCAAAAAUAACAGCCCUAGACUCCUCCCCAGCGAUGAUAGCGCGCGCCAAAGCGCAAGUCGUCCAGCGCACGCCCUCAAUCCUCUUCGAAACCGGAAACAUUGAAACCUACACCCCAACCGGGCCCAUCGACCUCUUCUUCUCCAACGCCGCCAUGCACUGGCUCAAAGCCUCCGAGCGCAUCCCGACUAUCGAGCGUCUGAUGCAGCCGCAGACGCCGGGGUCGGUGUUUGCGAUGCAGGUUCCGCAUAAUCUGGAUGAGCCUUCGCAUGCGCUUAUGUGGGAGACGGCGGCUGAGAAGAGGUGGGGGGGACGGUUGGAUUCGGUGCAGAGGGAUGGGUUUAUGGGGCCUGGGGAGCUUUAUGAUGCUGUGAAGGGGUUUUGUAGGGAGGUGCAGAUUUUUGAGGUUUCGUAUUAUCAUUCGUUGGACAGUCAUGAGGAGAUUGUGGAGUGGGUUAAGGGGACGGGGUUGAGGCCUUAUUUGGAUGCGUUGGAGGAGGGGGAGAGGGGGGUUUACUUGGAGGGGUACUUGGAGAGGUUGAGGGGGGCGUAUCCGGUUUCUGGUGAUGGGAGGGUUUUGUUGAAGUAUCCCAGGUUGUUCAUGGUUGCUGUUAAGUGA
This is a messenger RNA of Penicillium bovifimosum, 861 nucleotides long. RefSeq lists its product as uncharacterized. The record is from RefSeq and is a predicted model, not a curated record. Bases 1 to 861 code for a protein of 286 amino acids. The transcript has a single exon. Gene Ontology annotation, molecular function: trans-aconitate 2-methyltransferase activity. NCBI's taxonomy places the organism in Eukaryota, Fungi, Ascomycota, Eurotiomycetes, Eurotiales, Aspergillaceae.